This is a messenger RNA of Chinchilla lanigera (long-tailed chinchilla), 1068 nucleotides long. RefSeq names its product myotubularin related protein 8 (gene Mtmr8). Gene Ontology annotation, molecular function: phosphatidylinositol-3,5-bisphosphate phosphatase activity. Gene Ontology annotation, biological process: negative regulation of autophagy. The record is from RefSeq and is a predicted model, not a curated record. Gene Ontology annotation, cellular component: nuclear envelope. NCBI's taxonomy places the organism in Eukaryota, Metazoa, Chordata, Mammalia, Rodentia, Chinchillidae.
AUGUCAACAGGCCAUGAAAAGGCCCCAGAGGAUAGGAAGUCAGAGGACACAUCAGCAGGUUACAAAGGACACAUCAGCAAGAUGUUUUCUGACAAAGAUAAACAAUUUGACAAAUGGUCUUCAGUCAUGUCCCCUUAUCUGCCACUAGGUGGGAGUGCAAUGAAGGUAAAAAAAGUCAAUGUCUUGCUUCAGUGUUCUGAUGGAUGAGACCACACAGCACAAGUCUGCUCAGUGGCUAGCAUCCUCCUAGGUCCAUUUUAUACGACAUUCAAUGGACUCAUGAUCCUAAUAGAGAACAAAUGGAUAUCUAUGGGUCACAAGUUCUCCAAGAACUGUGGGCACCUAGAUGGGGACUCUAAAAAUGUCUCCCCUAUCUUCAUUCCAUUCCUAGAUUGUAUUUGGCUACUAAUGGAAUACUUUCCCUGUGCCUUUGAGUUUAAUGAAGACUUCUUGAUGGAGAUCCAUGAUCAUGUUUUUCCUUGCCAGUUUGGAAGUUUUCUUGGAAACUGUCAGAAGUAUUGGGAAGACCUAAGGAAGCUGCAAGCUUAUGAUGAGCCAUCAGAAUAGGUCUGUACCUGCUCUCAGUUGGAGAAUUUAUUACUCAAGUAUCUGGGAAGGGCUUUGAUCAAUCCUCUUGGCUUUAUUGGUAUUGAUGGAGACUUAAAUACCUUGAUGAAGAAUGGAACCAUUUCCAGGGAAGGCCUCUGAGCUCAGGUGGAUCAAGCAGAAAGCCAGUGUAUAGACCUUUACCAUAACUGCUGUAGGAUCAUGAGCAGCUUAAAGGCCAUAAAUAUAUCUGGGUAUUUGGACAUCUCUGGAGCCAUGGCCAUCUCUGGAGAUGCAGAUAUCUUUAGGGCCAUUGACUUUUGUGAAGAUAAAGGCAUUUUUGGAGCUAUGGGUUUCUCUGAAGAUUUGAAUAUCUCUGAUGUCACUAGUACUCUUGGAAACAUGGAUACUUUUGAGGCCAAGUGCUUCUUUAGAAAUAUUGGCAUCUCCAGAGGCACAGGCUUCUCUGAGACCAGGUGCUUCUCUGGAAGUAUGGAUUUCUCUGACAGCAUGGGCAUCUGA